Messenger RNA from Babesia bigemina, 2979 nucleotides. RefSeq lists its product as hypothetical. NCBI's taxonomy places the organism in Eukaryota, Apicomplexa, Aconoidasida, Piroplasmida, Babesiidae. The record is from RefSeq and is a predicted model, not a curated record. Bases 1 to 2979 code for a protein of 992 amino acids. The transcript is spliced from 3 exons.
AUGGUCUGCCAUCGCGCGUUCGCGGCUGUCUUAUUCGCAGCCUGCGUGGCUGCAUUCGCCUCGUGCGAGCAGCCUCACACCUCUCUGGAGGUGUAUUCGUCGUUCCAGCCUAUCUUCCUGGAGCUGCGCGAUGAGAGCUCUCUGGAGCGCCGUAGGUCGAAGCGCCGCAGAAAGUCCCGCCGCAAGCAUUGCUCGAACUGCCGCCUGAAGAGCGAGCGUCACGCGGAGAAAAUCAAGGCUCACGCACACGACGCGCUUGGGCACAGCAACGAUACCAAGAGUUCGGAUUCUGACCACGAGAAUCACUCGUCAACUUCUGGGGAGCACGUGACCCACGAGGGCUCCGACCACGCCUCGACCACCAGCGAGGCCAAGGACCAUGACGAGCACAAGAAGGAGGAGACGUCGUCGGACCACGCGCCCAACGCUGAGCACAAGGAUGAUCACGCAGCGUCUGUGAGCGACGAGCACGACCACAACAAGGAUACAUCGGGUGAUGCCCACUCCACGGACACCACAACCGAGCAUUCCACCACCACGGACGCUGAUCACUCAAGCUCAGAGAACAAGCAUUCGGACGCUUCUGCAUCGGAGAGUGAGUCGUCAAAUAAUGCCGGGCAAUCCUCGGAUUCUGCGGCUCACGGAUCCGACUCCAGCCACGAAUCACCUGACUCUCACCACGAGUCGACAUCCACCAGCCACGAAUCACCUGACUCCAACCACGAGUCGUCUAGUUCCAACCAUGACUCGUCUGACUCUCACCAUGAAUCGCCUGACUCUCACCAUGACUCAUCGGAGUCAUCCACGACAUCCAGCGAGUCAUCUGAUUCCAAGCAUGAGUCGUCAGACGCCUCGCACGAUUCGUCUGAUUCUCAUCACGACUCAUCCGAUUCAAGCAGCAGUUCAUCGGAGUCUAACCACGAUGCGUCUAACAACUCGCAUGACUCAUCGGAGUCUAGCCAUGGCUCUUCUGAAAACGCCCAUGACUCAUCGGAGUCCAAUCAUGGAUCUUCGGAUGCCAACAACAAUUCGUCCGAUUCUUCCAACGAUUCGGCAAACGUGAAUUCAAGCAGCUCGGAUUCCCACGCAGAAUCCCACUCGUCUGAUGAGCACAACAGCUCAACAUCGUCGGAGGACAACAGCGCGUCUAACGACAAUGACACGUCGAAGUCAUCUGAGAACACCGAGUCGUCUGCAUCCAGCGAUGUUAAGGAAUCGUCCGACAACAACGAUGCUGCCAAGUCUAACGACAACGAGUCUGGCGAGAAGUUGGAGUCCAAAUCGUCUGAGGAUUCGGAUAAAUCUGAGCACACUGCGCACACUGAAGAGCACAAGGAAUCGGGCGAAUCGAACAGUGAAAGUCACGAGCACAAAGACUCCACAUCGGAAUCUCACGACGGUGAGAAGCACGCCGAUGAAAAACCUGCUGACACGUCCGAUUCAAAAGAUGCACAUGGAGGUGAGGGGAAUGGCAACGAAUCACAUGAGGUGAAGGAGCCGGUGGCGCUGUCACUGCUUGAGCACUCCUAUGAACACGAAUCGGAGGCAGAAACGGAGUCGGAGCAGUCGGAAUCAGACUCCAAUGAACACCACGAUUCGAGUGAUGGUGAAACGUGUACUCUGAAGAAUGGCUGCAAAAAGGGCACCCACUCGUCGCACCAGGAUUCCUCUGACUCCGUGAAGGAGCAGGAGUCGGCCGCUGAACAUGUCGCCGAGGAUGACGGUAACAGCGAGCACAAGGCCGACGAUGACAGCGACAAGAAGGAUGGCAACAACGCUCAUAAGGAGGAUGAUGACAACGGUGAUAAGCACGUCGAGGAAAGCCACAAUACAAAAGAUGAAGACAAAAGUGAGAAGACUGUUGAGCACGGCCACGAUAUGAAAGAUGACGACAGCGGCGACCAGAAGGGUGACAACGAGAGCGGCAGCGACACCAACACGGAGAACACCAACGGCGACAUAACAGACAAGGACGCCGAAGGUGAAAAAUCGCAUGAUGAUACAACCAGUUCCUCGGAGGAAACAAAAAAGGAUUCACCCGCGGCGGACUCUGAGGAUGCCCACGUAGAGGAGCACGCCUCCGACCGCGUGGCUGAUGAACAGAAAACUCCCGGUGAAUCUGCUGACCAUCAUGCGGAAGAGCACGCUAUUCGAGCUGUGUCGAGUGAGGCGCACCAAGUGGCGCUCCACGCCGAUCACAGAGCUGCCUCUGAUGUCGCUCAUGAGGGUGAGGGCAAGGCAGCCAAAUACGCAUCCGCUAAGGGGGAGGAGGACAAAUCUUCAAAGGACGAAGCGGAGCACGAGGCUGCUCAUCACGAGAAGGAAAAUGCCCAUGCAUCGUCUGAGGCGAAGGUGGAGGCUGGCGCUCACGGCACCCCCCAGCUCUUCGAGCUGCGCAAGCCUAACAUGACCUGCACCAUCGACUGUGCGGAUAACUGCCAAAGUAUGUUGGGCGGCAAGACGCAAUGCUUUUCGAACGACGACGGCGCGCCCCGGUGCACGCCUUUUGACAACGCCAGCACUCUGGAGUGCGAGGGCGCCCAUAGGCCCUGCGUGAUGCCACACGUGGAACCCGGCCAGGCUUUCGAGUUGCGCGCCAGCACCGAAGCCGCUCCCCAUGCGGGCGAGUUUUCCAUCAAGGGAAAGGGGUUCAACGACUGCAUCUCCAUGCUGCUGAUCAGCAUGGACCAAGCAUGCAGCAAGGACAACAUCCACGAGAACAUGGAGGCCACCCGUGCGGUGCUGGACCCCGUCUACGACGUGGUUCGCGGCGACGAUUCGCUGAAGUUCACCGGCGUCAAGGUCCGCUCCCCCGGCAAGUACCGCGUCUGCCUGUACCAGCAGUACGAGCCCGCCGGGGCCAAGUGGUCCUUCGCCGGGCUCUUCGUGAGCCUGCUGGAGCUCGUCCACCUGAAGCAUCACAGCGACUCCGUGCGUACUGUGUACAGCAUGGACGCGGGCAGCCUCGUGGUGCACUGA